Molecule: messenger RNA, 1149 nt
Organism: Emericellopsis cladophorae
Lineage: Eukaryota; Fungi; Ascomycota; Sordariomycetes; Hypocreales; Bionectriaceae
Exons: 2
Coding region: 1-1149 (382 amino acids)
Biological process (GO): positive regulation of transcription by RNA polymerase II
Cellular component (GO): nucleus
Molecular function (GO): DNA-binding transcription factor activity, RNA polymerase II-specific; zinc ion binding; sequence-specific DNA binding
Source: RefSeq, a predicted model, not a curated record
AUGGAGGCUCUCGCGCUCACCGGUGCUCGACAUCGUGCCUGCGACCCUUGUCGCAAGCGCAAGAUCAAAUGCUCGCAGCAUACGCCGCUGUGCAGACGGUGCGAUAAUAUGAGGCUGCAAUGCCAGUACUCGACCAUCAAGACUAUGGGUCGACCCAGGAAGAGGAAGACCAGCCAGGCUGGCGAUGGCCCGAGACCUCAAGCGAGGACGAGACCAGAAGACGAGACCAAUCUGUCAACCAUGUUUCCCAUGGGGUCCUUACCCGAUGGUCUGGACCAGGGCUUCCCCGACUUUGGGCCGUUGCUACCGUUCGACUCAUCUCUUCACUCGGCGCCUCUCUGGCCUAGUCUCCUAGAGGACCCAGGCAUCCCAGCGCCAGCAGUAGACGCGACGACGGGAUCAUUUCCUGAUGGCGUUGCGACACCAGCCCAGGACUUUCAGACGCUGUAUUCUCCAGGGUCAUCAGCGCCCCAGCAGCAGACACCGUCUCGCCCUGGGAACAAAUGCGCCUGCUUGGAGAUGGUCCACCGCCACUUCGCCCUCACCGACGACAACGACCACUCCUUCACCAAGACCCUCUCGCACCUCCAGUCCUCGACGGCAUCCGCCUCCCAGAUCCUGAGCUGCAGCGCCUGCUUCGACCCCAACAACUCCCUAUACGGUCUCUCCAAAAACAUACACCUGCUGGGCAGCCUCAUGUCGAGUAUCGCAAGCACGUACGCGAGCUUCCUCACGUAUCAGCGCAAAGUCGCCAUGGACGCCUCCACCAAGGACGACAAGAUCACCCUCCCCAUCGGCCCCGACCCUGGCGUCCAGUUUCGGUUGUCGGGCCAGGAGUACUGGUCUCUGCUCAAGACGACGGUCGGUUCCGAGAUUGACCACGUCAUGAGCCUGUGCACGUCCUUUGCCGAGCGGCAGACAAGGACGCACUCGCGGGGCCACGAGGUCUGCGAGUCAGGCAAGCCCUGCCAUAGGGAGGACGAGGAGCAAGAGGUAGUCGAGGAGGACAAGUGUCCGAGCAACGUCGACAUUGCCAAGAGCUACUCUUGCUUCCGGACGGUCGAGCAGGUCAGGGCGGCGAUCCUGGAAGCGAGGAGGAUCGUCAGGGGCGAAGGCUGGGGCGAGGUGAACGGGCAACAGUGUUUGUGA